Messenger RNA from Cervus elaphus (red deer), 4867 nucleotides. RefSeq names its product proline rich 16 (gene PRR16). Gene Ontology annotation, biological process: positive regulation of translation; positive regulation of cell size. NCBI's taxonomy places the organism in Eukaryota, Metazoa, Chordata, Mammalia, Artiodactyla, Cervidae. The transcript has 2 exons. The record is from RefSeq and is a predicted model, not a curated record. Bases 197 to 1111 code for a protein of 304 amino acids.
CGUCUGCAGCCCGGCGCCGAGCGCCGUGUCUUGGGGAGCCGAUGGCAGCACCACCACGGUGCGGCCGCCCGGCCGAGCGCCGAGCGCAGCCACCACCCGCCGCUGCCCGGGGAGCGUCCAGGAUGUGGGGGGACCGGGGCGCGCAGCAGCCUCCGCUGGCCCGCCUGUGCUGACCUGCCUCGCUUGCCCCCAAAGAAUGUCAGCCAAGUCCAAGGGGACCCCCUCCUCGUCCUCUCCAGCCGAGGGACCGCCGGCAGCCUCCAAAACCAAGGUGAAGGAACAGAUCAAGAUCAUCGUGGAGGAUCUGGAAUUAGUCCUGGGCGACCUGAAGGACGUGGCCAAGGAACUUAAGGAGGUGGUUGACCAGAUUGAUACCCUGACCUCUGACCUACAGCUGGAGGAUGAGAUGACUGACAGCUCCAAGACGGACACCCUGAAUAGUAGCUCAAGCGGGACGACAGCCUCCAGCAUAGAGAAGAUCAAAGUGCAGGCCAAUGCCCCCCUCAUUAAGCCCCCAGCCCACCCAUCUGCCAUCCUCACGGUCCUGAGAAAGCCAAACCCUCCAGCGCCUCCUCCACGGUUGACACCUGUGAAGUGUGAAGACCCCCAGCGAGUGGUGCCCCCCGUCAACCCGGUAAAGACCAAUGGCACCCUUCUGCGGAAUGGAGGCUUCCCUGGGGCGCCAACCAAAAUCCCCAACGGAGAAAUCUACUGCAAACCCAGCAGUAACUUGGACAAGGCUCCCGGGCAGCCUCUGAUGCACAGACCCGAAAAAGACAGGUGCCCCCAAGCUGGGCCUCGGGAACGAGUAAGGUUUAAUGAAAAAGUCCAAUACCAUGGCUAUUGUCCUGACUGUGACACCAGGUAUCACGUAAAGAACAGGGAGGUCCUCUUACACAGCGAACCCGUCCACCCACCAGGAAAGCUUCCUCCCCAAGGCCCUCCCCACCCACUUCCCCCUCAUCUCCCUCCUUUUCCACUAGAAAACGGGGGGCUGGGAGUAAGCCACAGUAACAGCUUCCCCCCCCUCAGACCUGCAACUGUGCCUCCUCCCACUGCACCAAAACCACAGAAGACGAUCUUGAGGAAGUCCACCACUACAACAGUGUGAUGUAUGCCAUUUAAAAGCAUUUUUUUUGUUUUUUUUUUUUGUUUUUUCUAUAUUAUAAACAUAAAAUAAUAAGUAAUGAGCACUUUCUACUCAAGCAAUAAAAAGCCCAAAUAUAUUUAUCCUGCAUUCAGCAGAGUGACAUAAAAAUCACCUGGUAAGUAUGCAGUACCUUGUUUAUAUCCUGAGUAUUCAUUGUUUAAAAAGUUACAUGAUCAGAAACCACAGAAUAAUGAAAAAACUAAAUAUAUCAUUUUUUUUCAGUUAACCCAUUACAAACUGUAGAUUUCAAAGAUUUUGAUUUACUAUAAGAGAUGGGAUUAGAUUCAUUUUAUUCAUGCCUGACUCAUCUAUGCAUUAAUAAUAUGCCAUACUCUUAACUUUGAUGUCAUGCUUUUUAAUAAGAAAUUUUAAUACUGAAGGACUAUUUUAUUAUUUUUUUCUAAAGAUGUUUGUCACUAGUUUUGCCUAAUUAAAUGCUGAGGAUGAUACAAGAAGGUUUAUUUUCUAUACUAUACAAUUAUGAUCCUAUGUUCACCUCUAUAUGUAAUGAAAGAUUUGGUCUGUGGAAAUAUAUGUCAAUAAACAACGGUAAAUAAUGACAAAACCAAAUGUUCCUCGGAAUUAAAAUGAAACAGCGGUUCACUCAAUCCCAUGGUAAUUUACAUCAAAAUGGAUAGCAACUCUGACAGAGUUUGGAGAUCACUGUGAGUAUAAGUCAGAAGGUUUCAAAUUAAAUAUCAUAAUCCAGGUACUAAAUAGGACUGUACGCUUUGCAUAUGAUGUGUUUCCAUUUUGGCACUUCAAGGAUGAUCUAGUGCAUGCCAGCCCUUGAAGGUCCCCCUCACUCUCAGCAUGCCUCCAGGACGCUCCAUAAACCAGCUCCCUGAAGCAGUGGGAUGACUCACCUCCUGCAUCAACAAGCUCCCUGAGGCAGUCCCUCAUUUAUAGGAGAACCAUACAGGAAAAUACAGAUGUUUCCGGAACAGGAUGUUUUUAGCAUAUGCCUUAAGCUGAUUCCCCUCAGAGCUGAAAUAUGCCAGGGUUCUUUGUUAUUCUAUAGAAGGCAGAGAGGAAAUCCUUUCCUUCCAAUAUCCAAUAAAUGUGCUUCUCUUUAAUUUGUCAGCUUAGAUGAUACUUACCCAAUUCUUAACUACCAUGAUUUGGAUUGAUAAUGUGAUUUUUGCCCUGGAAUGAGAAAUGGGUUUACUCCCUUAGAAUCAUGAUGAAAGGUAAGUGCCUGAGCAAAAUGUGUCCAUUAAGUGGCAGGAGUAGAGGGAGUCAUCUUUGGUGGAGAUUUGAUUAUUACGCAACUUAAAAAAGAAUACUGUAAUACUUUUGAAUAUUUGGGUUUUGAUCUCAAAACUUUAAUUUUUGCUGCUGCAGAAAGAUACUCUUCAAUCAUAUUUCUUUGUUGCCUUUUUCAAGUUAUAUCAUAAUAAUUUGGAAUACUAUUUUUGAACAACUUCCUAUAUAAAGUGAUAAUAUAUUUUAGGCAUAAUUCCCUAAAGAAAAUAAGCUUAUUUUUUAAAGGAACAAUGAAAUGAGGAAAAAAAUAGAGAUAUCAUGUUGAAAAUUUACUCUGCAUGAUUUUUGUUGUGUGUGUGUUGGACAUGAAGAUAACACAAACAGAAUAAAUCUAACUUUUCAGAAACUUGCAGAACAUAAGACCAAUAAUCAAAGACCAGAAUCUAAAAUGUAUUAACUGUAUGAUCUGUAUGUUUAAUAAAUGUGAGCGAGGUAAAUAAAUAAUUGACUUAUUGAAUAUCAGAAUCAGAAUUACACAUAUAUUCUUAAUGUUUUAAUGUGUUCAUUUAGGCUUGUUAUAAAUAAACCCAGGAUUUUAUCACCUUUCUAGAUUUAAAUACUUAUAUCCUUUCAAAUGUCCAUCUGGUGUUAGGCCUUUUGAUAUUACAGUCAUAGAAGACUUGCUCUUUUCUCCCUUCAGGCCCUCUUUCUUUCGCAGCCAAUUACUGUGACCUAAUAAUUAUAGUUUGAGACUUUGAACCUUGUGAUGUCUGAGAACCAACCUGGACCUCAAAAUUGAGCUUACUAACAGCUGCAUAUCAUCCAUGGAGCAGAUAACUCAUUUGCAAUAAAGCAAGUUGAAUAAGCUGGAUGAUUUAAGCUUGCUGGUUAAGGAUAUUUGAGCCAGAUGCUUAGACACAAUCUCUGAGGUUCAAAGCCAUCUCUCUUCCUCAAAUUGUAGACAAAGCUACCUCAUAAAAGAUCAUCUUUUUAUGUUUUAUUAGUGACAUAUGCCAAAGCCACAACUCCUGUUUUUAUUUCACACAUUUAUAAGUUAUUCUUGGCCUGUAAAGCUGAGUUCAGCCCCAGUGUUAAGAUAGUUACAGUUGUUGACCUUCUUCUCUUAUUACAGUCUAUCACUUAGUCAACAUUAAAUGGUAAAUUACAGCAAGUGUUGGACAUUCCUUUUAGUUUUUGGUUCCAUAUGUUCCUUUUAAAUUUUUUUUAACUAGUGUAUAAAAUAUAUUGGGCCAAUAGGGUUUUUUUGCCCAAUAAUUUUGUAACAUUCACUGGAACUUAGUCAUGCCUCUAAAUAUAUAUAAACUUGUAAAACAUGGAAAGUAAUUAACAUAGAGUGCCAUAAUAUUUGCCUGGAAACUUGCAAUUAAAGUGUCAUAAGUGGCAGUGCAGUUUUUGUAAUCAGCCAACUCUUGCUUUUGAAAUUUAAAUUCUGAAAUGCAAGUUCUGUACAUCAUUUAUUAAAUCAUCAUAAAACAUGGUCUAUAUUUUUUCUUCCUGAAUAUACCAAAGCAGAAUUUUUUUUUUCCAAAUCUUUAAGGGCAUGUUCUUUUUUUCACAUCAUGAUUUUAACUCUUUUAUUCACACAUGGAGUAGUAUACCAAAAAGCUGUCCUCGUACUCUUUUGGAAGAUAAUGUUUCUACAAAAUGUGACGUGGUAGUACUACUUAUGACUGUGUCUCUUUACAGUGAAAGGUAGAACAUAUGGCUCAAAAAACUUAAUUAAAUUGGAAUAAGAAAAAUAGGCAGAGGAUGAGGUGAUGAGAUGGUUAGAUAGCACCACUGAUUCAUUGGACAUGAAUUUGAGCAAACUCUGGGACAUGGUGAAAGACAGGGAAGCCUGGCAUGCUGCAGUCCAUGCACACACAGCUUAGCAACUGAACAACAAGGAAAAAUUUUGUCUUGUUAGUUUAAACACAGAUGGUCCCAUUUUUGUAAUGAGAGGUUAUUGUAUCUCCACUGAUAAAUGGUGUAAAGAAAAGAAAGUUGACCAAAGUUCUCUUCCAUCUCUCAGUAGUUAUAGGAGUUAUAAAAGGAAAUAAAACUGAUUUUUUUAGGCCAUGCUUAAGCUAAAUAUAAAAUAUCUGCUAAAAAAUACAGGGCAUGGAAGAAAAGAAAUUCCCCACUCUUCAGUCUGAUUAUAUUCAUACCUCCUAUUAGUUUAAUAAUAGUCUAUGAAAAAAUGUCUGCUAUUAACUGAAGUGAUUUAAUUAACCUGAAAAAUCUUGUGUUUGAAUUAUGCCUGCAUCUAACUGCUUAAUGAAUAAAGGAAUAAGGCACUGUAUAUUGUAUGGCUUUUUUUAGACAAAUCAGUAGUUGCUUUUAACAUCACCAAGAACAGCAGCUACACACUCUCUGAAACUCUGCAGGACGUUUUAUCUGCAUGUUCUAAUUAUAGCUCUUGGAUGCUCCGUGAAGAGAAGGCUGAGUAAUUCCACAUGUAAUUGCUCUAGGAAUGAUGGAAUCAAGUCAUGAAUCACCACCUUAACUGAA